This is a messenger RNA of Brettanomyces bruxellensis, 282 nucleotides long. RefSeq lists its product as uncharacterized. NCBI's taxonomy places the organism in Eukaryota, Fungi, Ascomycota, Pichiomycetes, Pichiales, Pichiaceae. Bases 1 to 282 code for a protein of 93 amino acids. The transcript has a single exon. The record is from RefSeq and is a predicted model, not a curated record.
AUGUCUUUGUCAUUUAUUGAUAGCAGGGAGAAUAGAACUCCACCAACUCAAAGCGAGUGUAUUGAGCUCAUAAGGAUUUUAGAGUUUAAUAAUGAGGAUGUUCAGAAGAUCUUCAACACUAAGAAUUUUACUGAACCGAAAAGGAAUUCUCUUUUCUUUAUUUUAAAGUUUAAGAGAUGGUUUUGUCAGCAGUUGCAUGGUGUUAGAACAUCAACGACAGAACAGAUUAGGGCGGUUGAUAUGUUGUUUGAUCUGAAGACAGCAGAAGGAUUGCCGGUUUAG